GGGUUUGGCGGGGAGCGAUUCCGACCUCAGAGCAUCGAGACGGACUUGCUUAUUUUGUAAAGAAGCUAUAAGGGGGAAAUGGUUGGCAGUCAAACUUCCUCAGCCACACUCAAGAUAGGAGCUGGCCAGCCACACCUCAAAUGGCGGAGCCCUCGACCGGGGUUGAAGACAGCUAUUUCCCCAAAAUGGAGAAAGAGUGGAAGAAAAAUGUCCAUCACAGCUCCGUCCCGUCCUCCACAGACAGCUAGCACCAAUCACUGGCGCGCAGGGCGGGGACAGGGCUAGGGGAGGAGCCUGCUGUUGCCCCAGCAACAACCUGGGAGCCCAAGACGAGCGCGGCCGCGGAGGUAUCGUGCCUCAGAUCUCUCGCUGCUAGGAAGGUCCUGGGAGAGGCGCGAGUCAGACCUGGUGGGCGCACGCGGAGAGAAGAACAGGUCAGGCCCAUGAACUACAAUCCCCGCUGCCGCUUUCGCCUCUUCUAAACCGUUAGGAGCGCCGAGGAUCAUGGCUGAGGUGCACGUGAUCGGGCAGAUCAUGGGGGCCACCGGUUUCUCGGAGAGUAGCCUCUUCUGCAAGUGGGGCAUCCACACAGGGGCGGCAUGGAAGCUCCUGUCGGGUGUGCGGGAGGGCCAAACACAGGUGGAUACCCCCCAGGUUGGGGAUAUGGCCUAUUGGUCCCACCCCAUUGACCUGCACUUCGCCACCAAAGGCCUCCAAGGCUGGCCUCGGCUCCAUCUCCAGGUGUGGUCUCAGGACAGCUUUGGCCGAUGCCAGCUCGCAGGCUACGGUUUUUGCCAUGUGCCCAGCAGCCCGGGCACUCACCAGCUGGACUGUCCCACAUGGCGGCCCCUAGGCAGCUGGCGGGAGCAGUUGGCACGGGCCUUCGUAGGUGGUGGGCCACAGCUGCUGCAUGGGGACACUAUCUACAGUGGGGCAGACCGCUAUCGCCUGCACACAGCCGCUGGUGGCACUGUGCACCUUGAACUCGGCCUGCUGCUACGCCACUUCGAUCGCUAUGGCGUUGAGUGCUGAGGGACUCUGCCUCCAAAAGCUCCUAUCCAUACCCCUGGAAACCCAUUGUGGGGCAGGAUGGCACAGUGGUAGAGAGCAUGGGCUCUGGAGAUUGUCAGACCCAACCCCAGCCAAAGCAUGGUCUGUCCUUGCUAGGACCUCAUUAACUGCUCCUCUGGGCUCAGUUUCCCUGUCUGUAAAAUGGGGGCAGUGUAUGUGCAGGGUCACAGGGAAUUGGGUGAGAAGAGGAUGCUUAGGACAUGGGAGGUAUUCAAUAAAGGAGAGCAAUU
Cynocephalus volans (Philippine flying lemur) is the source of this 1301-nucleotide messenger RNA. It is a transcript of the gene B9D2, whose product is annotated as B9 domain containing 2. The transcript has 4 exons. Gene Ontology annotation, biological process: cilium assembly. Lineage: Eukaryota; Metazoa; Chordata; Mammalia; Dermoptera; Cynocephalidae. Gene Ontology annotation, cellular component: MKS complex. Bases 505 to 1032 code for a protein of 175 amino acids. The record is from RefSeq and is a predicted model, not a curated record.